Messenger RNA from Racocetra fulgida, 2242 nucleotides. The record is from the annotation of a GenBank genome assembly. Lineage: Eukaryota; Fungi; Glomeromycota; Glomeromycetes; Diversisporales; Gigasporaceae.
AUGUCGUUCACUGAAGUUGGGGAGUCUCUUGGUCCUAUAGUUGCCACAACUCAGCAAACAACGAACUUUCAUUAUUAUAAUACCCAGGGUGAUUCAGAUAACGAACAGGAUUAUGUAGGGACCCCGCCUUACUCAAACGACGAAUCUACCCUCGAAGGUGACAACAGUGAAGAAGGAAUGGAAGGCGUCUCUGAUAACGAACAAGUUACUCAAAAUAUCCUUCCCGUACAAAAUCAAGGAUUCGAAGGUGGUAGCGACUUUAAUACGUAUCGAAACAAUAACGGAAUAACCAACGAUCUUCAUUCAAAUCAUCAUGUUGGCAGUUAUAAUAUACCUUCUUUUCCUGAUGGCUUCCCAGUUCCUCAACCACCAUCCAUUUUUAGGUUUCCUAACGUGAGCCAACCUCCUAAUUAUACUGUUAGAAAUGAUAUUACUGUAUCUCAGCCAACGACAACAACAUCUUCAAAUGCUCCUCAACAAAAGCAAAGUCCUUUGAGAUUUGGUUUUCCGGAUUCUCAAGAAUCACGUGAUAAUGAAGUGAAUGACGAAGAAGAAGAUGGUUCCUCAUCUACAAAUUCAUCGUCUUCACGAAAAAGAGCAAGGUCAAUUUCAAAUGAUUGGACUAAUACCGCUUCAAAUUCACAUUUUGUUCCAUCAUCUAUACAAUUUGGUUCUUUGGAACCCAUUAAUCGAGAUGGUAUCGGUGGUAGGUCUACUGUUGGUAAUAACGUGCAGGCAUCUGCUCGUUCUUCUCCACUUAAUCGUUCGACACCGGGAAAUCAUGCUCCGGUUAUUAAUAAUUAUCAGGAUAUAACCGAUGUCCCUCCUACUCCUUUAUCUCCACCCAUAAAUUAUGUACCUCAAUAUGUUCCACAACCCAAUCGUAUCCCUACUUAUGUCACAUACACUCAACCUUCAUCUAAUUCCUCUCAAUCAUCAUCUAUACUGAUACGUCCACAAUCUCAACAAAAUUUUUUCAAUCGUAUGUCAUAUGUUAGUAACGCAUCAAGAAGAAACUUUCAUAAUCUUACUCAACCAUUAGAUACUUCUUUGAGAAGAUCAUCACAUCAUACUAGUGACGAACAACAACAAUCUUACAAUAAUUACACAUCAGUUGGUUCCGAACCUUCCAAUGUUAUAUAUCCUGAAGUAGUAUCUUCACAACCAGAAAGAAGGCAACAUCAUACACAUACUAAUGUACAUAUACAGAACGUGUCACAAGGGCCUAGGGGAUCAUCAUCAUCUAGAUGGGCGCCUUCAAAUCGAAGUCGUACGGAUGUGUUGACUAGAUCAAUUAUUCCAAAUCCACAUUUCCGUCGUACAGCAAUUCGUCCAAACACUUUCACAGGUGCUGGUAACCAUUCAACUUUUGGCGUUCCGUUGCAGGAGUCCUCUAGAAGUGAUGAAGAGCCAGACACCGCUAUUGAUUUGCCAGAAAGUUCGGAUAGUGAGGUCAAUGUAACAACCACUCCGAGUCGUCCUCCAUGGAUAAAUAGAGCUAUUAGACGUCAUGAUAUACGCCAGGAUUCCAAUGCACGUGACUCACGGCAACCUAUAAGUAAUCGAACUUUAGUGCCAUCGGCAUCUACAACGAAUGCCGUAAGAAACAAUUCUUCUGAUAGUCAUGCUUCAGAUGAGCAAUUGGCAAGAAGGAUGCAGGCACAUGAAUUCAGUUCUACACAUCAAAAUCUCGUAACUCGUCCUUCAUCCCGUCGCGAUACGGGAACGAACUCGUCAACAACUUCACGAAGUGGUUCUGUCAGGAGGGACACAUCAACCCGUGCACCAAUACCCAGAUUACCAGACAUGUUAUCACACCAUGAUCGUCAUCAUAAUGAAGAACGUGGAAGUGAAUCACGAUCCCGUACUCAUGGUUUACGCAACGGCCAAUCAAGGAACGAUGAUGAUGAGUUUGACGCUAGUUACGAAGGAUUGCUUAGGCUAAGUGAACAAAUCGGCGACGCGAAACCUAAAGGUGUUCCAGAACAUGUAGUCAAUACUUUACCAACGAAGCCAUAUUUAAUGAGUAAAGCAAGAAGUCCUGAUGAAAGAUGUACAAUAUGUUUAUCAGAAUAUGAACUUAAUGAUUGGCUCCGGGAUUUACCAUGCGCGCACGAUUUCCACAAAGAAUGCAUCGAUAGGAACUCUGAACUUCAAUGGAAAUACAUUCAAAAUCACUUAAAGAAAUUGUCAGUUUCCAGUUUAGAGUUUUCUUAUAUCCCUUCGGAGGAAUUUCCGGGCA